AUGAAAUAAUCUAACGAAAAGCUUAAACAAGCUGAGCUAUUAGCAAAGUAAUAAUAGUAGAAUGAAACGUUGUUGGCCCAAGCCCUUAAUUAUUUCACCAAUCCUUCAGUCUAAACUUCAGAAUUAAUUGAAUCGUUAAUGCAUAUAUAAUUUCUCAAAAAUAAUUGUCCUGAAGGAAUGCAAUUACAUGAUUUUGUAAUGCAGGCUGCGAAAUAUGUAAAGUUUGAGACCUUUUCAUUUGGUCAAAUAAUUUUUAAUUACGGGGAGUUUGGGGAUAAAAUGUAUAUAAUUUUAAAAGGACAGGCUGGAGUUUAUGUUCCAAAAUCAAAGGAUGAUAUUGAAGAUGAAUUGAAUCUAUUAAACAGUAAGAAGAGUAAGAAAUUGCUUUUUUAAGAUGAUGCGCUAUUUGAAAAUAGAAACAACUAAAAUUACUAUCAAAACGGAAUUUAUCUGUAUCAUAAAGUAUUCCAAUAUUUCUCUGGUUAAUGUUUUGGAGACGUUGCAUUAACAUCUGACAAGCCAAGAUCUGCAAGUUUAUUGGUAAUUUCUGAAGUUUUGCAUUGCAUCUCUAUAAAUAGAUAACAAUACAAAUAAAUGUGUGAAAAGGCAAUUCAAGAAUAAAAUAAAACUAUGGAAUUGUAUCAAAGGAUUCUACAUGGUAUUUCUCAAUUCAGUAUUUCAAAAUUUAUUUAAAAUUUAAGACCAAUAUCAUUUGUUUCUUAAUCUAUACUUUGGGAAAAAGGACAAGAACCAUAAUAUUUAUUAAUAAUCAUGAGGGGAAGAGUAGAACUAUAUGUAAAUUUGGAUGAUUCUCAAGUUAUUUAAAAUAAAACAGCCUCAAGAGCAUUCACAAUCAAACUAAAACGAGUCGUGUUGAGUCAGAUCACUAAUGGACAUUUUGUUGGGUAAGAGGAACUAUUGGAAGACAUCCCCCAAAGAAAGUACAAUUGCUAAUGUGUUGAUAACACAGAGGCCUAUAUCAUGGAAGCUGAAACCUUUAAAAAAAUAAGAAAGAAUUUUCCUGAUAUUAUGAAUCUUCUGAAAAAUAUUACAACUUAAAAUAAGAACUACGUAGAUCAAAGAUUAGCUAGUGUUGUAAAGAGCAUUUAAAGUUACUAAGAUAAAAUUAAUAAAGAACCUAUGAAUAGAACAGAGAAACGGACAUUUUAUGAAUGUUUGAGUCUCCAAUAAAUGAGUUAAGAAUAAACUAAGGUGCUUAGAUCUGGAAAUAAAAAGUUAUUGACACUUUCCUAAAGCAUUAAAAGGAAGGUAGAGACUUUCUAAUAAAAAUACAAAGAUAAAUCUCCAAAGGAUUUAAUAAUAACAAAUCCUGAAUUGUAAUAAACCAUACAAGAACGUUAAGAUAGGUUAUAUUACAUAAAUAAUAAGAAACAACAAAAUAAUAGACCCUGUCAUUAGGAAGGUUUUAGUUUAUCAAAUGAAAUUAAAAACUUCAAAUUAAAUUUUUCCAAAUCUUCUUAGAGAUUCUAAUAAUCAGAUUAAAAUUAAAUUGAUAGCAAUUUUGUAUAGCAUAGUUCUCAAUGUAUUUCUGAAGCAGCACUAUCACCUUUAAGCAAAACAUCAUUAUAAUUUUAAAUAACACAAUUUAGUGAUAUUUUAAAAAAAAAAUAGCACCUUUUAUUGAAAAUGCAAUAAACUAUGAGGCAGAGUAAUAAAAGUUAUCUUUCUAUUCGAAAUAUGAAGAGCCUACACUCUCAAAAUAAUAUUGGUAAAAUGAUCAAAACAGACGUUAGUUUCAUGAAUGAACAAUGCGUAAACAAAUAUGAGAGAUCCUUAUAAUCUCUUCCCAAAUUAUUAUUAUAAGAAAAUGAAGAAAAUUGA
Molecule: messenger RNA, 1842 nt
Organism: Paramecium tetraurelia
Lineage: Eukaryota; Ciliophora; Oligohymenophorea; Peniculida; Parameciidae
Exons: 4
Source: RefSeq, a predicted model, not a curated record